Molecule: messenger RNA, 7725 nt
Organism: Capra hircus (goat)
Lineage: Eukaryota; Metazoa; Chordata; Mammalia; Artiodactyla; Bovidae
Gene: CEP97
Product: centrosomal protein 97
Exons: 11
Coding region: 85-2661 (858 amino acids)
Molecular function (GO): protein binding
Source: RefSeq, a predicted model, not a curated record
AGUUUCAAGCUCGCUCCUCCCGACCACUAGCUCCACCGAGCAGCCGGGAGGACGGUUGCCUGGUAUUAACAGCAAGCGGGAAGUAUGGCGGCGGCGCGUGCCGCCGCGGCUUUGCCUCCUGGAGAAGGAUCAGUGGUCAAUUGGUCAGGGCAAGGGCUACAGAAAUUAAGCCCAAACUUACCCUGUGAAGCUGAUAUUCAUACUUUGAUUCUGGAUAAAAAUCAGAUUAUUAAAUUGGAAAAUCUUGAGAAAUGCAAACGGUUAGUACAGUUGUCAGUGGCUAAUAAUAGGCUGGUACGGAUGAUGGGUGUAGCCAAACUGACCCAACUCAGGGUGUUAAAUUUGCCUCAUAAUAGCAUUGGCUAUGUGGAAGGCCUAAAGGAACUGGUUCAUUUGGAAUGGCUGAAUUUGGCGGGAAAUAAUCUCAAGGCCAUGGAACAAAUUAACACCUGCACCUCUCUACAACAUCUUGAUUUAUCAGACAAUAACAUACCCCAGAUAGGUGAUCUAUCUAAAUUGGUAUCACUGAAGACCCUGCUUUUACAUGGAAAUAUCAUCACCUCUCUUAGAAUGGCACCUGCUUAUCUACCCAGAUGUCUUGCUAUACUUUCUUUGGCGGAAAAUGAAAUCCGGGACUUAAAUGAGGUCUCUUUUCUGGCAUCCUUAACUGAACUGGAACAGUUGUCAAUCAUGAAUAAUCCAUGUGUGAUGGCAACACCUUCCAUCCCAGGGUUUGAUUAUCGGCCAUACAUCGUCAGUUGGUGCCUAAGCCUCCGAGUCCUGGAUGGAUAUGUGAUUUCUCAGAAGGAAAGUUUAAAAGCUGAAUGGCUAUAUAGUCAAGGCAAGGGGAGAGCGUAUCGGCCUGGCCAGCACAUCCAGCUUGUCCAGUAUCUGGCUACAGUCUGUCCUCUCACUUCUACGCUGGGCCUUCAAACUGCAGAGGAUGCCAAGCUAGAGAAGAUUCUGAGCAAGCAGAGAUUUCACCAGAGGCAGUUAAUGAACCAGAGCCACAAUGAAGAGUCGUCUCCUGUUGAAUCAAGGGCAUCAUUUGUGCCAGAGCAUUCCAGCCCCAUUCAAGAUGGCCAGGUAGUCCCAGAAAGCGAACCCGUCAUCCAAGUCAAUUCUUGGGUUGGGAUAAGCAGUCAUGAUGACCAAUCACAUGCUGUUAAGAAUAACUUUCCAACUUCUGUACACACUGCAAGAUAUUCUCGAAAUGACCUGCACCUGGAAGACAUCCAGACCGAUGAGGACAAGUUAAAUUGCAGUCUCCUCUCUUCAGAGUCUACUUUUAUGCCAGUUGCAUCAGGACUCUCUCCAGUAUCACCUACAGUGGAGCUGAGGCUGCAAGGCAUUAACUUGAGCCUAGAAGAUGAUGCUGCUGCAGAUGAAUCUGUGAAAGGGCCAGAAAACCAGAGCUUAUCAAACAAGGAAGAGGAAAAGGCUUUGGGGGCUGCAAAUGAGAAUUCUGUUCAGAUGACAAAAAGUGCAGUUGGUACAGAGGUAAAUGAGAAAGAUGGACUGUUAGCUUGUCCUGAGCCACCAGCCACCAGUGCUGGCUUGAAGGAUCACACCCACAGUCUUACGUCUUUUCCUGAGUCAGUUGGACACAGUGUCUUCCAUACGCAGCCAGACAGUGAAGAAGCCAGGUCUCAAAUAGCUUCAGAGAAGCUUCCCUGCAGGCUGUUAACUCAGAAAUCUGUUCCUUUGGGACAAGAUAAAGUUGCCCUCCAGAAACUGAAUGAAGCAGCCACCAAGCUUCAGGCCUGUUGGCGGGGCUUUUAUGCCAGGAACUAUAACCCACAAGCUAGAGAUGUGCGCUAUGAAAUCCGUCUUCGCAGGAUGCAAGAACACAUUGUCUGCCUAACUGGUGAAAUAAGGAGAUUAAGAAAAGAAAGAGAUGAAGAACGGAUUCAAAAAUUUGUUCAAGAAGAGGCUGUCAGAUUCCUUUGGAACCAGGUAAGGUCUCUACAAGCUUGGCAACAGACUGUGGACCAGCAUCUAAGUUCCUGCCAUAUUGAUGUUCCCCCUAUAUCAAGUACUCUGGUGCCAUCUAAACCUCCUUUAUUCACCCAAAGUCAGGAGCCAUCUUCUGAUCAAAAUUCUGAUUGGUUCAUUGCUCCUGAUGAAGCUCCUCAAGAGAAAUCCUUACCAGAAUUUCCAGACUCUGGUUUUCAUUCCUCCUUAACCGAACAAGUUCACUGUUUACAGGAUUCUUUGGAUUUUGAAAAAAGUUCCACAGAAGGCAGUGAAAGUUCCAUGAUGGGGAAUUCCAUUGACACUGUCAAGUAUGGCAAAGAGUCAGACGUAGGGGAUGUUAGUGAAGAACAUGGUGAAUGGAGUAAGGAAGGCUCAAACAAUGAGCAGGAUAACAGUCUGCUUGAACAGUAUCUAACUUCAGUUCAGCAGCUAGAUGAUGCUGAUGAGAGGAGACACUUUGAUGAAGGAACGGGAGAUAGUAAGCUUCACCUGCCUCGUUCCCCUGAAAAGUUAGAUGUCUUAUCUGAUAGUGCGUCUGUAGAUGUCGCUCAAGGCGUAUCUCCCGCUUUGCCAUAUGAAGUCAGCCAGACACCAGAGAAUUGUGAAUUAAAUGCAGAAGUACAAGGGCAGCAGUCAGAAUGUGAUUCUACAUUUCAGGUAUUGCAUGUUGGUAUUAUUGUGUAGCAUGUCUGGUUGCUUGAAAAGCAGAAGUCUAUUUAAUUUAAGAAUAUUUUCAUGGCUUUUUUGGGGGGGAAGAAUAUUUCUCCCGAUUUUGUUACUAUUUUUUUUCCCCUGCAACCUAGGUACUGAGGUAAAUCUUCCUUUUUGUUUUGUUAGCUUUUUAUUUAGCUAUAAUGUAUCAAACAAUAUUUAUAUUGAAAGCCACAUGCACUUUAUUAACAACUAAAUUGCAUUAACAGUGUUCCUAUGUUUUGAUGUAUUCAUUUCCUUUCAGAAAUAAACUAGAAUACCUUAAAGGAGAUAGAAAUUUUACCUUAAAGAUACAAAUAAGAGAAUUUUUAAUUCUUCUGUAUGUGAGAAAGUUAAUUAUGUAGUAAGGAAUGUAAUUUGCUACAGUAAAUAUAAAUGACAUAUAGGAUUGUGAACUAUUGAAAUUUGCCAGCCUCUUUGGAGUAAGAACAUGUGUUUUUAAGCUUUUUCCUCUCUAUUAAUCCAUGAAAGACUUCUUGUAAGCAAACAGGAAAAAAGGUAAGAUGAUAGGAUUUUUCAGUGGGAAUAAUUAAGUUGUUUCAUGGAAAACUUGAACGUUAUGUAUCAAUUUUAACACAUGAAGCAAAGUUGUCUGUCCAGAAUUAAAGUGAAGCUUGUUUAAAGGGCAACACAAGAAUAUUUCUGUUAGGUAUAGGCUCCAUUCACUUGGGAUAAUAUCCCGGCAAACAUUUAUUAUCUUUUCAUUUAGUGAUUUUUCACCCCAUAGAUAAGCAUUCCCUGGUGGCUCAGUUGGUAAAGAAUCCACCUGCAAUGUGGGAGACCUGGGUUCGAUCCCUGGGUCGGGAUGAUCCCCUGGAGGAGGGCAUGGCAACCCACUCCAGUGUUCUUGCCUGGAGAAUUCCCAUGGACAGAGGAACCUGGCAGGCCACAGUCCAUGGGGUCACAGAGUCAGACACGAGUGAGUGACUAAGCACAUGCACAGAUAAGAAUUUAUGUGCCAAUAUAUUGCCAGAAAUUAAUGUACGCUUUCUUUGUUUCUGCUUUAUAUUUGCUUAUAUAUUUCAGCAGAGGCCCAUGGUCAUUUACUUCAUUCUUGACCUCAUAGAGAAGAACAUUUAAAAUAAUACCAGUGGUAGAAUAGGAAUGACAUUUUUAAUAAGGACUAUUUUCCAUCUAAAUCUGAAAAAGUGCCACAUUUGGAAGACAACUUAAUGGUGGUAAAGAAAAAAUAAACCUCAUUUAUUUCUUUAUUCAUUAAAAAGAGUAUAUAUCUGUAACUCCAGGAAGAAAUGAUAAUAUUGUGUUUGAAUGUUAAUAAAUGCAUUUGCAAAUCAAGGAUAAUUUUUGGAAGCUUGAGAUUCUAAUCUUUGAGAAUGUUCUAAUAUCAUUGAACACACAUAUCUGACUUCCCCCCAGUCUGUGUGUACAAUGAUUUAAAACUAUGGCAAUAAUUAAGUGUUCUUUAAAUUUAGGUGCUAAAUAUGUAUUCAUUAUUCAGUUACAGUCACUAGGUCCCCUUCUUUGAAGUUACAUAAAAUAAAAGCUGAUCCUUCCAAGAAUAAAGUCAGGGAUCACAUUUUAUGUUGAGAGUUAGAAACAUUUCCUCACUGUGGGUAAGAUGUUCUUUUCUCAGUUUUUAAAUAUGUAGCACUCAGGUUGAGAAGAAAUCCUGAGGUUGAGAAGAAAUCCAGAAUCUCUUGCAAAGGAAAGAUUUUCUGUCUCUUACAAACAAACAGCAGUCUUACAUUCAAAAGAUUUUCCCUAGUGAAGCAUGUGAAACAUUGAUGUGUGUUAAAUAAAAAUAGAAUUUUUAACUUUUUGAAUAAUGCUGAUUAUCUUUCCUGAAUGAUUUUGAAUUUCUUCUUAAAUCUACCCUAUUUUUCUAUUUUAUAGUUAAGUGCCUCAUUUGCUGCCUGUAGUUAGACAAAGGAAAACCAACUUGCACUGCACUAGUACCAAAGUGCUGCUUCAUGGUGCAUUAAUUGCUUGUUAAUUUCUUAUAAAAGCUCCUGAAAUGUUGCGGUUCAGUAUUACCUAGUGGGUUUCUGCUGAGGUCUCCUCCCUCUUCUUCUUCUUCUUCUUUUUUUUUUUUUUUGAGAAAUGGCAAAACACAACUGAGUUCAUUUGAAUAUUAGCAUUUACAAGCAACAUUUCCUUUUUUUACCUCUGCCUUGUCUUUCUAGCCCAUAAAUGGUAUUCAGCGUACUUUUAAUUUGAGAUUGGCAGAAUAUGAUAAUGACUAAUAUCCUACUCUUCAUUCUAUUUAACUUUACUAGUGUUUUGAAGUGCAAGAAUAUUAAGUAGCCCCCAAACUUGACUGUACAGAUUACCUUGAAUGUAAAUAGGAUGAAAAUAAUGUAUAUUAGACUGCAGGAAAACUGUGGCAUAGAUAAUAUAUUUUAAUAGGUUUACAGUGUAAUUUAAAAUUAUUUAACCAAGAUAUUUGGUUUUAACUCUGGGCUCUUCAUUGGUCUGGCUGAAGAGGGAAUGGGCCUCGUAUGGUUCGGGAAGUUGAGCUUUACCACAGUAUUUGUGUUUUUCUAAUAGACAUUUAGUUUGGCUGUGCUAUUUUAAUUCAACUCUCUUGAUUUAUGGCCAAUUGAGUAUAUCAAUUAAAUAUUUCUUCAGAAGCACAGAAUUAUACCAUGUGAGAAUUUUAAGGACCUUAGAGAUUGUCUAUGCUAAUCUCUUUAUUUUAAAGAUAAAACUAAAGCACAGAGAACUUAGAUGACUUUUCUGAGGUUAUAGCUAGUUUAUAGGAAAAGAAACUCUGGAAACUGAAAAGUUACUGUAUUCCAGAAUUUUAUUUUACACAUUCUAUUAUUUUUUUAUUUUUAGUAAGUCUGUAGAAAGUCUGUACAUAUUUUUCAUUUUCUUUGAAAGCGAAAAAUUACUUCUAAGAGAGCUAGAGCUCUACCACUCAAGGCAGUUACUUGUAGAAAACAACUGAUUUUUUUCACUCAGAACCUGAGUGAAUUUUCUCCAAGAAAUGUGAUUUGAUUAAAAUCGUUUUAAAAGAGUAAUGCAGUAGAAACUAACAUUUGGAAAGAAUAAUUACAUCUUGGAGUCUAUUUCACUGAUGAUGAGAAGUAUAACAGAUUGCUGAGAUAUAUAAAAUUUUCUAGUGAAAAGCUAGUUUGAUUAUAUUUCAUCUUCAGUUUCUCAGAACAACAGAUGUUAAAGUUUAACUCUCCUGAUAUGCAGAAAGCUUCAAUCAUGACAGUUGAUACAUAAAUAAUAUAGUUUGGUUUUAUAAAUUCAAUUAUAAAAGGCCUUAUAAUAUGCAUGUUUUUAGGAAAAUAUUUAGCCACACAGUUGUUAGUAUAUAUGGGGAAUACUUUAUUCUUGAAUAUGUGGGUGCCAUUCUUGAGAGUGAAUUUGUCCUUUGUUUUGGAUUAUUUUAAAUAUAUAAACAACAUAAUAUUUUAUUUUCCUGUUAAUCUACUUAAGAUAGGUCCAGCUCCACUUUUAAUAAGUAUUUUCAGAAACAACAUGGACUUAAGAUAUACUGUCUCCCUUUAGUUAGUUAGGUAGUUUUUUUGGCACCAAUUCUUAGACUUGGAUUUCUAACAAUAAUAUAAACUAUAAAAAUUUUUUUUUCUGGAGAGUUAAGACAUAAUAAAAAAGGAAAAUAUAAAAUGAGUCUGGUCAGUUUCCCACUUGCGAGUGAAAAGUGAAAGACUUGAUUAUUUAUUUUGCCACAUUAUUUAUUGUAAUAUUUUAACUUUUAAAUAUAUGACUUCCUUAUUUAUGAAAUAAAACGAAAAUGGUCUGUAAGGGACAUUCUAAGCAUUUUUAGUGAUAUUGUUUUCAUUGAUCAAACCUAUUGUGCCAUAUUAAAUUUAAAAGUCAAGUAAACAGAGUAGUCCUCAUUGCCCUGAAAGAAACAGAUACUUAGUUGUGUUUUAAAAAUGAGGUGCUUUUUAUUUGUGAAUGAGUAGAAAUCAUACUAUUGUUUACUUUCUUAAUUGAUUUUAGCGGAUCACAGGGAUCACUCUGUAGAGGCUUUGUUCAUUUUCUGAUUAAGUUUCUUUGAGUGUUUUGUAAUCAUUUUACUGCUAACAAUACAAGUUUAAAAAUAAUUUGACUUUUCACUAUUUUUAGGUUUCUCUUUUAUUAUAGAAAUAGUAAAUGAUUUAAAGUGGUUGUGGAUUAAUGAAGGUUUAAUUUAUAUUGUCCUUAAUUUGUAUUUGAGUCUCUAAUUCUAAAUAAAAAUUUGUAUAUGUGUUUGAGUGGUUUGUUUGUUAUAAUGAUUAGUUGUGUGGUUGUAAGAAGAGGAAGACUCGAGAAUUUUUUCUUUUGGGCAUGUCCAGAAGAAAGGCCAUUUGAAGACACAGCAAAACGGCAGCCAUCUGCAAGCCAGAAAGAGAGGUCUCAUCAAACACCAAACCUGCUGGCAUCCUGAUCUUGGACUUCUAGUCUCCAGAAGUAUGAGAAAACCAAUUUAAGUCAUUCAACCAAUGGAAUUUUGUUUAAGUCAUUCAAUCAGUGGAAUUUUCUUAUGGCAUCUUAAGCACAAUAAUAUAGUUGGUUAAUUAAGAAUUGAUUUGACCAAGAAAUAGUAAAAGAUGAUAUAUAUUCUUUAACAUUAAAAAAGUUCUUUAUUGAAAUAUAAUUGAUAUAAAAUGAACUGCAUAUAUUUAAAGAAACAAUUUGAUGCAUUUUGACACAUGCCCAUAAAACCAUCACAACAGUCAAGAAAAUGAACAUACUCAUCACCCCUGAGAAGUUCCUCAUAUCCUUCAUAACUCAUCCUUCUGCUUUAGUUUCUUUUACUCAGCAUAAUUAUUUAGAGAUUCGCCUGAUAGUUCAUUCCUUCUGAUUGCUGAGUUGUAUUCCAUUGUAUGUAUUUGCUAUGAUUUGUUUUUGAGUUCUUCCAACCUUAAAAGUUUUCCUCCAGCUUUAUUGAGAAGUAGUUGACAGAACCUUGUGUGAGUUUAAGGUGUACAACAUUUUCACAAUAAGGUUAGUUAACAUGUCCAUAACUUCACAGUUAUAAUUGUGUGUGUGUGUAUCUGUGUUGAGAACUUUUGAGAUCUGUUUUCUUGGACUUUCCUGGUGGUGCAUCGCUUAAGA